CUUUAAAUAUUUUUCAAUUGCUUUGGAUGAAUCUACCGACACUUCAGACUCAGCGCAGGUGCUUUUAUUCGUUCGCGAAGUCAAUGAAUCUUUUGAAAUAACCGAAGAAUUGGCCGCCGUCCACUCAAUGAAAGACUCAUGUACUGGUAAUGAAAUUUUUUUGAAGGUAAAAGAAUCUAUUUUUACUUUGGGUCUUGAAUUUAGCAUUUUAAAAGGCGUAACUACUGAUGGUGAACGCAACAUGUGUGGAGCACAUACAGGUUUGGUUGGAAAUAUUUGUAAAGCUGUAUUGGAGACUGGUGCAGCAGCACCAAUGGCUAUUCACUGCAUAAUACACCAGCAAGCUUUGUGUGGGAAAAAUGCACCAAUAUAUGAAGUUAUGAAUAUUGUUGUGCAGAAUGUAAAUUAUAUUCGAAAAAAUGCUCUCAGUCACCGUCAGUUGAAGAACUUUCUUGCUGAAAUUGAAAAAAAAAAUCUUGCCCAUUUUCCAACAUGCAACAAAUUCAAACUUGAAAAUUAUAAAGAAUUCCCUACCGUUUUUGCUGUUGGAGUUCUCACCUAUUUAAAAGAGCAGUUCCAGACCCGAUUUAGAGAUUUCAAAAGUGCAGAAGACCGUAUUCGAAUUUUUGAAAAUCCAUUUGCAUUAAAAAUAGAAACUUUACCGACAGAGUUUCAGCUUGAAGUUAUCGAGCUCAUAUCAAACAACAAUUUCAAAGACUAUUUCAAGGAAGCUAGUCUCCAACAAUUUUACGCCAUGUUGCCAGAUGAAUCAUUUCCAAAUCUCAAAAAACAUGCGCGUGAAAUUAUAUCAAUAUUUAGCUCAACAUACUUAUGUGAGCAGACAUUUUCAAAAAUGAAAUAUGUCAAAUCUAAGUACAGAACUAACUUAAGUGACGAACAUUUACAAGCGACGCUGCUAAUUGGAACCAAAAAGUUUGAUGCAAACUUUCAAGACAUUUUAAAAGACAAGCAAUUCCAAACGUCUCACUAA
Messenger RNA from Sipha flava (yellow sugarcane aphid), 991 nucleotides. Its product is annotated as general transcription factor II-I repeat domain-containing protein 2B-like. Gene Ontology annotation, molecular function: protein dimerization activity. The record is from RefSeq and is a predicted model, not a curated record. The annotation marks the transcript as partial. The transcript is spliced from 2 exons. NCBI's taxonomy places the organism in Eukaryota, Metazoa, Arthropoda, Insecta, Hemiptera, Aphididae.